This is a messenger RNA of Columba livia (rock pigeon), 8546 nucleotides long. It is a transcript of the gene NCOA3, whose product is annotated as nuclear receptor coactivator 3. Gene Ontology annotation, cellular component: nucleus. The record is from RefSeq and is a predicted model, not a curated record. Gene Ontology annotation, biological process: cellular response to hormone stimulus; positive regulation of transcription by RNA polymerase II. Gene Ontology annotation, molecular function: nuclear receptor binding; protein dimerization activity. The transcript is spliced from 22 exons. Lineage: Eukaryota; Metazoa; Chordata; Aves; Columbiformes; Columbidae. Bases 1259 to 5461 code for a protein of 1400 amino acids.
CACUGAUGAAUAUAUUGAAUAAUAUGGAUCAGAUACUUUACUAUAUGGAGUUCAUUUCUACAGCUGUACGUAAGUUUCCAGUGUUCUUUGAACUUGGUUUUACAUAGAUCUUUCUUUAUUUUGCUUAUUGUAAAUUCAUUUAAUAACUUAACAGAUAAGUUUGCCGAUUACUUUGUAGACAUAAGACUAUCUUGACUAAAGCUAUUAUGCUAAGCUUAUUGUAUGAAGAUUUGUUAAACUCUUAAAUGAAACACCCGUCUCUAAUACUUCUUGUUCUGGGAGUAGUUCCUGAUAGUGACUUGCUUACCUUUGAUCUUUACAUUCUUAGAGGACAAGAAUAAGAAUUGGUAACUACAGCUGAUAAUACAGUCAGGGUCAGGCUGGUCAUUGAAGAAGAAAUGGUGGUGAUGUGAUUUAAGUGGGUGAGUCGCUGUGUGCAUCCCUAGCACUUGAUUUAGGAGACAUCUUUAUUCGUGUGAUGCUUUUGUCUUUAUGCCUGGUGAUGUACUUGAGGGAGAAGCAGACCUGCUAUAACCAAUGGAUUUUUGCCCAAUUUUCUUUUGCUCAGUUAAACAAGCAAACAAACAAACCCAAAACAAAACAGAAUGAAUUAUUCUGUCAGAAUGACAGGCCAGUCUGAGUAGUGUUCAGAAAGCAGAGUGCUGAGAGUUGUCAGUGAAGAAAAAGAAUACAAAAUUGAAAGUACUAUAUCAGUGUACAGUUGUGUUGUGCCUUCCUUUUUAGUAACUCUGGUCUCUGCCAUAUCAAAAAGAGUUUAUCUUGCUCUGUAUUUUUUUAAAGAUCAAAGCUAACAUUUUCUAUGAGGAACAGAAUUUGCCAGCGCUUCUCAGCCCUUGGAGCGUACAAGGCAGAUCUAUACAAAAUAACCACCAGUGUCGUGGAAAAUCAACAGGAAGAAAGUGUUUUCCUCUUCAGUCAUUUCAUUUAUUCUCCUCCUCCUUGUUAUCAGAUGGCAGAGUUAAAAAUAAAAACCUGAUACACUCACAUAGAGUAGAGCUUAACUACAGAGCUGACUGCCACAGAAUAUUUGAGCUGUGGUGAUUUUCAUGGGUUCAAAAAAACUUCUAUAGCAGACAGUGCAGCUGCUGGGGAGCUUGGUCCUUUAGAACCAGGAAGCUGGUGCGCUGUGGACCGGGAAGUCUCAGCUUGCUGUGGGACCUUGAUACGCUUACCUUUCCAUCCGAGGUGUUCCCAGCGGCGCCUCGCGGGGACAGAGCACCGUGCUAGUUGCUGAUGCAUGGUCAAGAUGAGCGGAUUAGGAGAAAACUCCUUGGAUAGCCUGAGCAGUGAGUCAAGGAAACGCAAGCCGUUGCCCUGUGAUACACCGGGUGCAAGUCUGACCUGCGGUGGCGAGAAGCGUCGGCGCGAGCAGGAAAGCAAAUACAUUGAAGAACUGGCUGAACUGAUAUCUGCUAAUCUGAGCGACAUUGACAAUUUUAACGUCAAACCAGACAAAUGUGCUAUUUUGAAAGAAACCGUGAAACAGAUUCGACAGAUAAAAGAGCAAGGAAAAGCGGUUUCUAAUGAUGAUGAUGUUCAGAAAGCUGAUGUGUCUUCUACAGGUCAAGGAGUUAUUGAUAAGGAUUCUCUGGGACCUCUUUUAUUACAGGCAUUGGACGGUUUCCUGUUUGUUGUAAAUCGAGAUGGGAACAUCGUAUUUGUGUCAGAAAACGUCACACAGUACCUGCAAUACAAGCAGGAAGAUUUGGUUAAUACAAGUGUCUAUGGCAUCUUGCAUGAAGAGGACCGGAAGGACUUUCUUAAAAACCUACCUAAAUCUUCAGUUAAUGGAGUUGCUUGGACCAAUGAAACCCCCCGACAGAAGAGUCACACGUUCAAUUGCCGGAUGAUGGUGAAAACCUCCCAUGAUCUCUUGGAAGACGUAGGCAGCCUCCCGGAUACGCGUCAAAGAUACGAAACAAUGCAGUGCUUUGCUUUAUCUCAGCCGAGAGCCAUGAUGGAGGAGGGGGAAGAUUUGCAGUCCUGUAUGAUUUGUGUGGCACGGCGUAUCACGACUGCAGAAAGGGCAUUUCCGACAAACCCGGAGAGCUUUAUUACAAGACACGAUCUUUCAGGCAAACUUGUCAACAUCGACACAAACUCAUUACGGUCUUCGAUGAGACCCGGCUUUGAGGAUAUCAUUCGUCGGUGCAUUCAGAGGUUCUUAUGCCAUAAUGAUGGACAGUCGUGGUCGAACAAACGCCACUAUCAUGAAGCUUACACGCAAGGCCAUGCUGAGACGCCGUUGUAUCGGUUCUCUUUAGCGGAUGGCACCAUAGUGACGGCGCAAACAAAAAGUAAACUGUUUCGAAACCCUGUGACUAAUGACCGCCAUGGAUUUGUCUCUACCCACUUUCUUCAAAGAGAACAAAAUGGAUAUCGGCCAAACCCUAACUCAGUUGGGCAGAACGUCAGAACAGCCGUGGCUGGGAACGCGAGCUCUGCCGGCGCUCUGGUGACCGCGUCCCCUGGCCACGGGCUGGCAGCGCAGAGCAGGAGCUACGGGCUGGCAGAUCCCGGCGCCGUGGGGCAGCUCAGCAGCACCCGGUACGGAGGCCCCGGGAGCGUGGGGCCAGCGAGCUCUGGGCCCGGCAUGCAGCCCUCUGCGUACCAGAACAACAGCUACGGGUUAACUAUGAGUAGCCCACCACAUGGUAGUCCUGGUUUAACUUCCAACCAACAGAAUCUAAUGAUAUCUCCUAGGAAUCGAGGGAGUCCAAAAAUGAGUUCGCACCAGUUUUCUCCAGUUACAGGUAUGCACUCUCCCAUGGGAUCUGCCAGCAACACCGGCAACAACACGUUCUCUAGCAGUUCUCUUAGUGCUCUUCAAGCCAUUAGUGAGGGUGUUGGAACUUCCCUUUUAUCAACACUUUCUUCACCGGGUCCAAAAUUGGAUAAUUCCCCAAACAUGAGUGUAUCUCAGCAAAGUAAAACAAGUACCCAGGAGUCCAAAAGCCCUUCUGGUUUGUACUGUGAACAGAACCAAGUGGAAAGUUCCAUCUGCCAGUCAAACAGCAGGGAUCUCCUCAGUGAGAAAGACAGCAAAGAGGGCAAUGUGGAGGCAUCUGAAAGUCAGAGAGCGCCAUCUGAAAGCAAAGGGCAUAAAAAACUGCUUCAGCUACUCACGUGCUCCUCAGAUGACAGAGGCCAUUCUACAGCUUCAAACUCCCCUUUGGACUCCAGCUGUAAAGAAUCCUCCACCAGCGUUACCAGCCCGUCCGGAGUUUCCUCGUCCACGUCGGGGGGGGUAUCUUCCUCCUCGAACGUGCACGGGUCGCUCCUGCAGGAGAAGCAUCGCAUUUUGCAUAAAUUGUUACAGAACGGUAAUUCUCCAGCAGAGGUAGCCAAGAUCACAGCCGAAGCUACUGGUAAAGACACGUAUCAUGAUGUUAGUAAUACAGCCCCUUGCGGAGAAGGCACCGUCAAACAGGAGCAACUGAGCCCAAAGAAGAAGGAAAACAAUGCUUUACUGAGGUAUCUGUUAGAUAAAGAUGAUGUGAAGGACCCACUUUCCAAAGAGCUGAAGCCUAAAGUAGAAAAUGUGGAUAAUAAAAUGGGACAAUGCAGUAGUUCUACAGUUCCUACUUCCAGUCAAGAAAAAGAGACAAAGAUAAAACCGGAACCCCCAGAGGAGAUGAGUGGUGACUUGGAUAAUUUGGAUGCAAUUCUAGGUGAUCUGACUAGUUCAGAGUUUUACAAUAAUGCGAUGUCUGCAAAUGGAAAUAACCUUGGAACAAAGCAAGCAUUAUUUCAAGGAAAUGCACUGUUGGGCACGAGGAGUCCCCAGUCGGCGCAGGCUGCCCGCGCGCCCUUCGCCAGGGCCGUGUCUCUGGACAGCCCGGGCGCUGCGGUCAGGAACGUCAGCGCGUUCUCCAUGUUACACAAGCAGAACCUGAUGGGUGGAAGUCCAAGGAUGAUUGAAAACCAGGAGAAUUUUGGAGCAAAUCUGGGAGGUGCUCCCAGCAGAAGUGUCGCGGUGGGUCAGCACCCGGCGGCAGACUGGGCUUUGCCGAGCUCCAAGGGCAGCAGAGCGGAGCCUGCUGCCGCGUCCGUGGGCAGGCCGGGGCCCGAGUUCAGCGCGUCGCUCCCCAGGCCCGCGGCCGGCGGCUCCGUGCCCGGGCUGCCCGUUCGCUCCAGCAGCAUCCCCGGUGCGCGGCCAGUGCUGCAGCAGCAGAUGAUUCACAUGAGGCCGAAUGAGAUGAACAUCGGCAUGGGGGGGAAUCCGUAUGGACAGGCAGGACCGUCUCACCAGCCCAGCUCGUGGCCUGACAACGUGCUGUCCAUGGAGCCAGCAUCGCGGGGGGCGCAAAACAGACAAUUAGUUAGAAACUCUUUGGAUGACCUCUUGUGUCCGGCACCCAGUAUGGAAGGCCAGAAUGAUGAAAGGGCCCUUUUGGAUCAGCUGCACACGUUGCUGAGCAAUACGGACGUCACGAGUCUGGAAGAAAUCGACAGGGCGUUAGGAAUUCCUGAGCUCGUAAACCAAGGACAAGCUUUGGAACCCAAACAAGAUUCGUUUCAAGGUCAGGAAUCUUCAGUUAUGAUUGAGCAGAAGCCUUCGUUAUAUGGUCAGCCCUACCAAGGGCAAGGGGCAGCAAUGCCCGGAGGUUUCAGCAGCAUUCAGGGACAACAGCCGUCCUUCAAUUCGGUGAUGAAUCAGAUGAGCCAGCAGAGCAGUUUCCCAGUUCAGAGCAUGCAUCCCAGGGCAAGCGUGAUGAGGCCUCGAACCAAUGCACCAAAGCAGCUCCGCAUGCAGCUCCAGCAGCGGCUUCAGGGGCAGCAGUUUAUGAAUCAGACCCGUCAAGCGCUUGAAAUGAAAAUGGAAAAUCCAGGGGGUGGCAAUACCUCCGUGAUGAGACCAGUCAUGCAGCCACAGGUGGGAUCACAGCAGCAAGGUUUUCUUAAUGCUCAAAUGGUGGCUCAGCGUAACAGGGAGCUAAUAAGUCAUCAUUUUAGACAACAGAGGAUGGCAAUGAUGAUGCAGCAGCAACAGCAGCCUCAGGCCUUCAGCCCCCCGCCAAACGUGACAGCCUCAGGAAGCAUGGACAGUGCCCUGGCCGGCCCCCCAAUGGCUCAAGUUCCUGCACAGCAGUUCCCCUACCCACCCAAUUACGGACUAAGCCAACAACCGGACCCUGCGUAUAGCAGAGUACCGAGCCCUCCCAACCCCAUGAUCACGUCAAGAAUGGGACCCGCCCAGAACCCCAUGAUGCAGCACCCCCAGGCAGCACCCAUGUACCCGUCCCCGGAGAUGAAGGGCUGGCCCUCGGGCAGCAUGGCCAGGAGCAGCUUCCCCCAGCAGCAGUUCAGCCACCAAGGCAACCCAGCCGCGUACAGCAUGAUGCACAUGAACGGCAGCGGUGGCCACAUGGGACAGAUGAACAUUAAUACCAUGCCGAUGUCGGGGAUGCCUCUGGGUCCAGACCAGAAGUACUGCUGACACCCAGACCCGUCUCUUCACACAAGAAUGUGCUGUGUUAACGAUGCACUAGUAUUAUAAAGGAAAGCUACACAUUCUUCACGGCAAGUCGUGCUGGCCUUAUGGAAAUACGUGACUUUUCCUGUUAAUCACCGUGACGUCCUACGUUACUUCAUCCAGAGGAAAAAAACCCAGAAAAACCCCAACACAAACACACUUAGUAGGAGCAGUCUGUGUGCUGCUGGGUGUUGUGGCGUACAACAAGGUCCCAGUGUGUUGGGCGCUGCCGCUGGGGCAGCGGGCGGGAGGGCUGGCCGGGCAGGGGCCGCUGUGCUCGGCGCGGCCGCCUCGCGGGCGGGGACUCCCGUUUCUCUAGAACAAGAUCUGACGGAGAAUGUAGCUCCUGGCCUUGACUCUUUUAUAUUAAUUCCUGAAUAUAAAUGCUGCUUUUAAUCUCUUACCCCCCCGAGUCAGGAUUUCCCAAGCAGAGUAGCAGUGCACGUACUAGUCCAAAAUCCUGUCCAUUGAAGCCAAGGGGUAAAAAGAGAGGCUAAUAAAUUUAAAUUAUUUAAACACAAUUGUGACUAAUAUUUACAUAUUGAUGUGCAGCUGAGUGCACUUUAUAAAAGACUGUAUCCUGGAUUCAUGCAAUAUCUCUGAUGAGGACAGUAUGAAGGUGGGUGUACUCGUGGUCCUGCUCAAACACAGUCUCUUAAGAAUUAUUUGAAAAGACUGCAUAAUGCAAUGUUUUCUGUGUGUGGAAAUUAGAGCAAUAAUCUUUCAUCUUUUUGAAAAUAACUUCGGCCGACUCAAGGCACUGCCGGCUGAAUCGGAGUUUUGCAGUCUUUUUGUGAAUAAACUUUGUAAAUACGAUCUUUAAGAUAAUAUAUUAUAUAUAUGACUUUUGUAGGUCACUAACUCAUUUUUGCAGAGUUCGUGAAGCUAAAUAUUUAACACAAUGGAUUUCUGUAAACUCAGUGUAGUUGAGGUCCAAAUAGGUUUUCUUUUUCUCUUUUUCUUUUCUUUUUACAUCCAAUUCAAGGCCGUUGAAGCUGGGUGACUCGGGCCCACGUCCUUCUCCUCUUUGGUCUUCAACAUUCAUUAUUUUUACAUCUUUAACGUAUAGCUUUUUAUAACAGAGCAGUUGUUAAAUGCUUUCUCCCUCCGAGAGCCCUUGGCUUUUUACAUACGGCAGUUUGACGACAGGCUCCGCGUGGUGAGGCGUUAUGACUUGUCCUGACUUUCUAGAAUAUGUUGCCUUUUCAGCUGAUGAGUCUGAUUUGUGUCUUUUUUGGUCAGUUUUAACAAACUCUAAAUGUUCUUCAAAAACGUUUGUCUGUUGCAGAAUAUUUGUUGUUACAUGACAUUCAGAAACCUUUAAGGACAUGAAGCCACAAUUUAACCAAACGUCUGCACCUCAUCGGCUUGUUCUGAUAGUCGUGAAUGCACGUUCUGAGCAGGUUUCUUUCACAGCAGUAUUGAAGCCCGGCUACAACUUUAUUCCCAUUAUUUGCCGAUCGGUUCCCUCCUCCUCUGUUUUGGUUCCUUGAAAUGAAAAUCCCUUUGCAGUUUUUCCAAGUGCAACCUCUGAACUUCCACACGGGAUGACCCAGAAAUGUUUAAGAUUCGUGGUGCUGUGGUUCUGUUGUUCACUGUGCAAUGCAAAAGUGACUUCUCCCGAGUGAGUAGAAACAAUUACCAGUGUUCUUGAUUAACUCUUCUUGGUACUGUAAGCCAGGUGGUUUAUUGUUCAAAAUGUUAAUGAUCUUCCAUUUUAACAGAAAUAAUUUGACAAGAAAUAUUGUCACAACCUCAGCACACAGCCAGUUCUGUUCCAAAGGGAACGCAGAGUCGCUCCCUCUGCUUCACGCAGGCCUGGCUCUGCAGGUGGUACGGGGUGUAUUGAUUAGGCAAUAGUAUUUAUUUGACACCUUCAGUCUGCUUCAUGUGUGUUUUUAAUGCAAAACUUGUAAAAGCCUGAGGAACUUACUCAACAAAUAGAUACGUUCUAAGAAAUCAGAGAUGUAAGUGCUGCCUACUGAAGCUGAAAGGCAACAGUCCUUUGGUGUUUAUCUCGGAGCAGAACAAUCUUUAUACUUUGUAGUUGUUCAUUAUGUUGAUGCAAACUACAAGCCCUGAUUGCUGUCAUUAGGAGAGCUCUUGGAUUAGAACUGAUUUUAUACAUCAUGCCCUUUUCUCCUGCUUUUAAAUGAGUGAUUCUAUGUAUACAUCUAUGUGUAACUGGUACCUGACUGACGCUAUAGAGUGUCAUCAUUUUCUCGCCUGUGUUUAGAAUGUUGGAGCUUUCCAGUACCUACUUUUGCUGAAUCCAAAGAGUUUAGUUUAAGUCUGAUUAAGGGGGAGAGGGAGGAUGUUUAAAGAGCAUUGAUGGCAUCUUUCUGGGCAGCACGGAUCUGAAAACUGCACCUGGUUGGCCGGUCCUACCUCCUGCGGGAGCUGAAACCGACCUUCGCGCCGGUUGACCUUUAAAAUGCGCCGAUUCUGGUUCGGUUCUAUAGCAGCAGAUUUUGCCGAAUGGUUUUGAAAAACCACCUGUGUAACAUCUUUCAGCAGUGAUGGAACCGUUAGCGAGCACAGCCACCUCUGAUCACCGCUGCAGGAGGAGCUUCACUUCUGCUACAUGCCUCUGUUAUUCUUUCAAUCGCAGAAACUAUGUUUAUCUACAAUUUCUAUGUAGUAUUUUCUUCCAGUCUUGGCCUAAAGUACUGCUUUUAAAGUUAGAAAAUCAGGACCAUUUUUCAGUCAUAAGACAAAACUAUUUGAAUGUUGUACCAAUUAGCACACGUUUUAUUUUAGAAUUUAUGUGCGGACUACCAGAUGACAAUGAUACAGCAAGCACGAGAUAACGUAAUUCUGAGAGCAAUAUUUAAAAAUUCUCAGGAGAAGGCAUACAGUAUUGAGAACUGCGUUUAAGUUUAGUUUACAUUAAGUAUUGCUUGAAAUAGCUGUAUCUUUAUGUUGCAAAACAGAAAGAUCAUGGGGACUGAUUUAGAAGAGAGCUGGUUGUAAGGCAUUACUGCUCUUCUGGUUUUUGUGUUUGGAUGUUAAUAAUGAUGUAAAUAAAGGUUUCUAUUUAAAAUCAGAA